AUGAGCACGCCCUUCCAAAUUCCGGUCCCAGCGCACACGCUCGCAGAAUCUAUGCUUUCGCGGCGCUUUGGUCGGGAAACAGCGAACUAUUUCUCCAGCUCCCCCAUAAACAGACUGUCAUUUCUGCGCGAUGAUCAUAAAUUUCUUUCUACGGCCCUGAAGCAUCCUUCUACACAGUUCGUCUUGCUGAAUAACCUCGCCCCGCUCACUCGUUCCCCUUCCGAGUUAUACUAUGCCAAGUAUGAGGAAUUGCGCAAGCUUAUCCCUCAGGAUAUCUUUGAUCAACCUGAAGAAGAAAUGAUCAAAGCGUUUGACUCGCGGAAAACAAACCCGAACUUGAUCUUCCUCGGUUUGGAUGAGAGUCGCAAGGAGACAAAUGGCUUCGCUCACAAGAUCUACUCCGGUGCCCCCUGUUUCGCCGUUGAUGUUACACCUAGAGGAUCCGAGGCGCAGCAGACUGCAGCCAAGGACAUUAUUAGUACAAUGGAAUCAAAGGGCCUUUCGUUCUUCCAGGCUAGAAUCGUUACGACCUUUUCCCCAGAUGAAGCCGCCAUAUAUGCCCAGGCACGCGCUUUGACUGAUUGGAAUAACCGCAACACUUUCUGUGGCACUUGUGGUAACCCCACCCUUUCAGUAAACGCAGGAACCAAGCGCACCUGUCCACCUACAGACGCCGCCCGCAUUUCUACAGGCCAACCCCAAGAGCGCCCUGCCUGUACAACCCGCACGACGCUUUCAAACCUGUGCUUCCCUCGCACUGACCCGACCAUAAUUGUGGCCGUCCUCUCCGCCGAUGGCAAGCGUGUCCUGCUCGGCCGGUCUAAGCGCUUCCCUCCAAGCCUGUACUCGACCCUAGCAGGAUUCAUCGAGCCUGCGGAGUCAAUUGAGGAUGCCGUCCGUCGUGAGGUGUGGGAGGAGGCUGGCGUGACACUCUCGCGGGUUGUCAUUCAUUCUUCGCAACCAUGGCCUUACCCUGCGAACUUGAUGAUUGGAGCUAUUGCGCAAGUGGCCGAGCCGGCCCACGAGAAGAUCAACCUGGAGCAUGACCCGGAGCUCGAAGAUGCCAAGUGGUUUGAUAUCGCGGAGGUGGAGGAGGCUCUGCGUAUUGGGACGGGUGAUCUGAGUGCUGGACCUGGUCCAGAGUACAAGGGUGGCUUGAGACUGCCGCCGCCGACGGCGAUUGCGAACCAGUUGAUUCGUUCGGCAGUCAGCAAGGAUUAUUUCAACCCCGAAGAGAAGGCUUCUAAGAUGUGA
This is a messenger RNA of Penicillium verhagenii, 1254 nucleotides long. RefSeq names its product NAD(+) diphosphatase. Gene Ontology annotation, biological process: NADP+ catabolic process; NAD+ catabolic process. The record is from RefSeq and is a predicted model, not a curated record. Lineage: Eukaryota; Fungi; Ascomycota; Eurotiomycetes; Eurotiales; Aspergillaceae. The transcript is spliced from 3 exons. Gene Ontology annotation, molecular function: NADH pyrophosphatase activity; metal ion binding. Gene Ontology annotation, cellular component: cytosol. Bases 1 to 1254 code for a protein of 417 amino acids.